Messenger RNA from Phalacrocorax carbo (great cormorant), 1159 nucleotides. The record is from RefSeq and is a predicted model, not a curated record. NCBI's taxonomy places the organism in Eukaryota, Metazoa, Chordata, Aves, Suliformes, Phalacrocoracidae.
AUGGAUUUCAGAAAGAUUCAGAAGAAAAGAUAUCACAGGGAUUAAGAAAUGAAGAUCUCUCUCCAGAAGUAAGCAUGUCUCUGGGUGCCCUUCUGGAGGAUAUAAUAAUGGUUCCAAAGGAACAGACAACACAAGAUAUAUUUCCGCAUGUUUUAGAAGACUGCCAGAGAACCUGCAUGGCCAUUAUUGACACAGACAGCAAAGAACAUUCCCCUAAUAAUGAUACAGAUCUUUCACUGACACCCCCAGGGAAGAUUUUCAUGGAAGCAUUCACCAAACAGAGUAUGGAGACUGGUGAAUUUGAAAUGAGUGAUUUGUUGAGAUCCCUCAGUGAUUCUGAGAGUCUUAAAAUGAAAAACUUGUUGCCUAACAAGUUAAAGUGUCAGGGUCAUUCCUUUUGCAGUGAUCCAUCAGCAGAUGAGAGCAGUGAUGCCCUGCCACUACAGCUUGUGACAGCUGUGAAUGCCUUGUCAGGAUCUGUAGUACAACCUGACACUCCUAUAGUGCCAAAUAAGAAACUCCUUAACACCGAGGGAGAGCAGUUAAAUUCAGAACCCAGUAUUCCCCAGUUAGAUAAUGACUGUACCCAAAUAAUAAAUGUGAUUGAGCCUCAACUUGCUACAGUUCAGGUGGAAGAAAUAAAAGCCUUAACAGGACCUAACUUGCAGAGGACAACAAAUGAGCAAGUAUGUACACAAUUUAGUUAAUAUUUGAAAAUUUAUGCUUAUCAUAAAAUAUUUUAUAGAAUAGCCACAUUACUUGGAGAUAUGAAUCUUAGUAAACUAGCAUCAAUAAUUUACAAGUUUAAUACAUUCCUGUUGUUUUUGUUUUAAAGGUGAAGUAGUGUUUUUCUGUUUUGAUAUAUCCAUGUUAUGAAAGUGGCUGAAUUUGCUGGUAUGGGAAGUCCUAGUAAAGUUAGUUCCGUGACUGACAUGGAAAUCUAUAAUCAGCAUGGGAGUUUCAAAAACUCCUGGUCCCCUUGUACAUCAUUUAUGUCUUGAAUUCUCUCCAAGGAAAGUUCCAGAACACUAUUCUGUUAUUUCAUUGUAGCACACUGGCAUAUACCAGCCAGUUCCAAUUCUGGGUUUCUGCCCCAUCUGUUUCUGGAUUUUCCCCAAACUAUAAUACACUCUUCUCUGCUAUCAUAAUUCUUAUUGCU